Molecule: messenger RNA, 1644 nt
Organism: Labeo rohita (rohu)
Lineage: Eukaryota; Metazoa; Chordata; Actinopteri; Cypriniformes; Cyprinidae
Product: extracellular calcium-sensing receptor-like
Exons: 6
Coding region: 1-1644 (547 amino acids)
Biological process (GO): G protein-coupled receptor signaling pathway
Cellular component (GO): membrane
Molecular function (GO): G protein-coupled receptor activity
Source: RefSeq, a predicted model, not a curated record
AUGACAAAGAACACAAAGGUCUCCAAGGCGGAUCAGGGAGCUCAGGGGGCCAUGGCAGGGCAGACAGUCGAAGGGGCCAUGGCAGAACAGGGAGCUCAGGGGGCCAUGGUGGGGCAAACAGUCCAAGGGGCCAUGGCGAAGCAGAGAGCUCAGGGAGCCAUCUCUCACUGCACCGUCCCAGCAUCAGUUCUUCUGGCAUACGACCCCGCCCUGUCACCUGAACAGCUUCCCCACCCGACGAACACCCAAUUCUCAGAGGCAUUCUUCAGGACUGAUCCCAGGGAGGAAAUUUUGAGAAUUGUGGACAUUGUAAAGAAAUCCAGCUCUAAAGUGAUUGUUGCUUUUGUUUCCUAUUCAGACAUGGAAAUUCUUCUAGGGGAAAUAGCUCAACAGAAUAUUACUGGACUACAGUGGAUUGGUAGUGAAUCAUGGAUCUCUGAUAUGAACAUUGCUACUGGUAAAUGGCAACAAAUUCUUAGAGGGUCCAUGGGCUUUGCCAUUCCAAAAGCUGAGAUAAGAGGCCUAAAACAUUUUCUGACUAAACUUAACCCGUCUUCUGACAUAGAACUGCAUAAAGAGUUGUGGGAAACUAUAUUUCAAUGUAAACUUCCUCCACAAGAAACUUCUGGAAGCCAAAUUAUGUGCAAAGGCAAUGAAAGUUUUAACAAUGUGCAGAACCAGUACACAGAUGUCACAGAAUUACAAAUUGCCAAUAAUGUUUACAAGGCUGUGUAUGCUGUCGCUUAUGCUUUGAACAGCACACUCAGUUGUUCAAAAUGGGACUCAAACCAAAGCAAAUGCCUGGAGAAAGUCAACAACACGUGGCAGGUACUUAAUGCCUUGAGGGAAGUGAGUUUCUUCACUGAAACAGGUGAAAAGGUGUUCUUUGAUAAAAAUGGAGAUCCGGCAGCAAGGUAUGAUCUGUUGAACUGGCAGCAGGGGGAUGAUGGUACAACACAGUUUGUUAAAGUGGGUUUCUAUGAUGCAUCUUUACAAUCAGAAUUUCAGCUUUCAUUUAACAACAUCAGCAUAGUGUGGGCCAGAAAUCAACACCAGGUACCUGUGUCUGUGUGCAGUGAGAGCUGUCCCACAGGCACUAGGAAGGCUGUGCAAAAAGGAAAACCUGUCUGCUGUUAUGACUGUAUUCCAUGUGCAGAAGGAGAAAUAAGUAAUAAGACAGAUUCAGUGAUGUGUCUCAAGUGCCCCCCAGAAUUUUGGUCAAACAAAUGGAAAGAUACAUGUGUCCCAAAACUUGUGGAAUUCCUAUCAUUUGAAGAAGUGAUGGGAAUUAUUCUAGUACUGUUUUCUUUAUUGGGUGUGUCUUUUACAUUAGGUAUUGCAGUAGUUUUCUUUGUACAUAAAGACACCCCCAUAGUAAAAGCCAACAACUCAGAGCUGAGCUUCCUGCUGCUCUUCUCAUUGACUCUGUGUUUUCUCUGUUCACUUACUUUCCUUGGACGGCCCACUGAGUGGUCCUGUAUGUUGCGUCACACAGCAUUUGGGAUCACUUUUGUCCUCUGUAUCUCCUGCGUUUUGGGGAAAACAAUUGUUGUGUUAAUGGCCUUCAGGGCUACACUUCCAGGAAGUAAUGUCAUGAAAUGGGGUACCACCUCCAGUCUCGUCCGGUUUCCACCCUCAGACUAA